GGCCCGAGCCCGAAACCGAACCCGUGCUGCACGCUCCGGGGACGGCCCUCAGCCAGCCGCCGAGCUCCGGGCGAAGGUAAGGGAGGGUCGCGAGUUCGGAGACGCGCUCGGGAGAGUCGCGCUGCGGGGGUCCCCGGGCCGUUGCGGUGGAUUGGAUUGGAUUGGCUUGGGUUGGAUUCUUGUCCUCCCGCGCGCAAGACGCGGUUUUCGUGCGUAACAUAGCGAAGUCCGACGCUGCGUGCGCUGAGGAGCGGAGCAGCCCCGUUUGCGGGGACGGGAUCGGGCGGCCCCCCAACAGCCCCCGCCCGCCCGGGGCACCGCGACGGGACGACCCGGGGCGCCGCUCGCCUCUGCGCCGACACUUCGCUUUUUUGAACUUGAAGUACCGAGCGCUAAUCCUGGCCCGCUAAUUGGAAAAACUGACAUCGGUUUCCUUCUGCUGUGUAAAGAAAGCCCAGUGGUACUUCCAGCUAGUUAAGUUAUUUGCCAGCAGAAGGGUUUUGCAGCCCUCGUUGCCGUUUUGGGAGGGUAAUAUGACCUAAAUGAAACCAAACAUCAAGCUGUUAAAUUAGCACGGACGGGAGCCCAGCUGUGCACUUUCCUUGCAGGCUGCGCUCGCACGUUGCCCCGAGCCGUGAGGCAGCCGAGGGAUUCGUUUCUGAGAAUCCUUCAAGGUUUCUCAACGAGCUGCAGCUGCAGAUCUAUAUCUGACUGUAGGGAUAAAUCCUAAAAUCUAUGCUUGCCAGUAAGGUCACGGCAGCCGGCGGAGACGUAUCGAACCGCACUGUCAGAGGCAGGCAGCUCAGGCCAACCUUGUUCCUGGUGCAGCACUGCUAAUUCCUUUGAAGUAACACGAGGGAUGAAUUUAGUCCCUAUGCUGAGAGAUAUAUCAAUAGGAAGCAAUUUAGAUUGGGCCACUUAAAGUGCAUGUAAUACAAAAAAGAGAGAGAGAGAUAGAGACAGAGGAGUAAUGCUUCGAGGGUUCACAGAGGUUGAUGUGUGUAAGCUGGUGAGGCUGGAGCACCGCUGUCCCAGGGGAAAGUUGGGGGAAUGGGAAAUUGCCUUUUAUGGCUGAGCCUCAGGUUAGCAGGAGAGAGGGAAGGAGGCUGAGGAUCCCCAGGCAGUGCUGCGGCCGCCCCCUCCAGCUGCCUGCAGGCUGUGCCCUGCUGCAGCAGUGCCCUCCCAACUGCACGCCGGGUCCUGGUGCUGUCCGAGUUCAGACUCUGCUGGGUGGGGGAAGAAUAGCUGCUGGAAAGCCGCCCCGCCGUAGCCACUGACGCUAUGGAAGACCGCAUCCGCUGGCCUAGGCUGUAGGAUGGUAGCGCACAGCAAGGUGUCAGCAGACAAUGCAGUUGCAGCAGACCCGCGAUGUCUACUUGACCCUCCGGCACGGGAUCGCUCUCAGGCUCGAGGUUACCGCGGCACAGGCCGGCCUGGCGCUGCGCAGGCACCGAGCAGCACGCACUUCCGAACCUUUCGCUCGCAAGCGGAUUUCAGUAGCAUCACUCGAGCAAGCAGCCUGCUGGAUGCCUGCGGCUUCUACUGGGGACCGCUGACCGUCAGCGCCGCCCAUGAGAAGCUGAAGUCUGAGCCCGAGGGCACCUUCCUCAUCAGGGACAGCACGCAGAAGAAUUGUUUCUUUGCCAUCAGUGUUAAAACCGCGACCGGGCCCACCAGCAUCCGGAUAAACUUUCAGACGGGGCGUUUCAGCCUGGAUGGCAGCAAGGAGACCUUUGAUUGUCUUUUUAAGCUGCUGGAACAUUACUUAAGCUCCCCGAGGAAGGUAUUGGUCACCCCCCUGCGCAAAGUCCGUGUGCAGCCCCUGCAGGAGCUCUGCCGGAAGAGCAUCGUGAAGACUUUUGGAAGAGAGAACUUGAACCAGAUCCCUCUCAAUCCUGUUCUAAAGGACUAUCUGAAAUCCUUCCCGUUUCAGAUCUAAGUACAGCAUUAACUGUAUAGAGACAUGUGAGAGAUGUGUGAAGAAAUCCAGCUUCCUGGGUUUUUAAACAUGUUUGACAGUGAGCAAACCUAUUUUUGUAGCAACUUACUGUAUUUUGAAAUGCAGCUUGAACACUUGACUUCCGAUGUUUACAAAAACUGUUUGCACAAACCUGGGGUUUUAAAACCCUGGCAUCAUUUUUCUGCCAAGCAGAGUAUUUUAUUAUUUUAUAAUAUUUUUAAUGCUAUUAAUGUAAUAAACUUUAUUGUGAAAGUUUUUAGAAAA
This is a messenger RNA of Gallus gallus (chicken), 2224 nucleotides long. It is a transcript of the gene SOCS1, whose product is annotated as suppressor of cytokine signaling 1. The record is from RefSeq and is a predicted model, not a curated record. Lineage: Eukaryota; Metazoa; Chordata; Aves; Galliformes; Phasianidae. The transcript has 2 exons. Gene Ontology annotation, molecular function: 1-phosphatidylinositol-3-kinase regulator activity. The coding region runs from base 1316 to 1939 and encodes 207 amino acids. Gene Ontology annotation, cellular component: phosphatidylinositol 3-kinase complex. Gene Ontology annotation, biological process: intracellular signal transduction; phosphatidylinositol phosphate biosynthetic process.